AUGGUCUCCAUACUGGCUAUUAGGACAUUUAACCCGCUAGGGCAUUUUGUAUCUACCCAAUGUGUGCGAGCGUACGCGAUCAACAGUGUUAGAGCUGGUUCAAAGAGUAGUUCUGUUAGGGCUGGUUCAAAGAAUGAUACUACUAGAGCCAGUUCAAAGAAGAAUAAAGCUGGUAAAUCGAAGUUACAACUAUCUGCUAGAUUUAAACAAAAUGCUAAUAAAUCGCAAAAAGCAGAUAAAUUUAAGUCUCAGAAGCAGUUCAAGUAUGGUCUAUAUGGUGGUCUGAAAGAGAAUGAAAACAAGUUUUUAGAGACUAACGCAAAUUUAGUUGAGAAGAUUACAGAAUUUGAAGAACUAAAACUACUUCCAGAAGUUCGUAAACAUGUAAUUAAUCUCAUCAAAAAGGAUUCAUUGAAUACUACCGAGGAAAUCCAUCCUUCGCCUAUUCAAACAAUCGCAAUAAAAAGAUUAUCAAAGAACUUAAUGGAACCCAAACUUCAAGUUCAUGCAAUAGCUGCUGAAACAGGAUCUGGUAAAACGAUGGCUUAUUGUGCACCUUUAUUGGACUAUUUGAAGAGACAGGAAAUCGAAACACCAGAGAAAUGGGAAUCCAUAAAAGACAAAGCGAUAAUAAGAUCUGUUAUACUAGUCCCAACUUUAGAGCUUGUUGAUCAGAUAUAUACUACAUUGACAUGUAUUCCAGAUACUCUAGGCAUUCAUGUGCAUAAGUGGACUACUGGAGUCGAUUACCAACAGCUUCUGGAGAACUUAAAAUCAAGAACAGACAUUUUGAUUACAACUCCUUCAAAACUUUUGAGCUUACAAAGAGUUCGAAUGAUAAGUAGAGCGGAUUUAAUAUUGAAAAGGAUAGAAUUUGUGGUUUUAGAUGAAGCAGAUACGUUAUUGGAUAAAUCCUGGCUUGAAGAUACUCAUAAGGCCCUAAAAGCAAUGUCAGAUGUCAAUCAUUUAGUUCUCUGUUCUGCUACUAUACCGAAUGAGUUUGAUAGAACUAUGACUAAGAUGUUUCCAAAUGCUAUUCCAUUAACUACACCUAGAUUGCAUAAACUUCCAAAAGGCAUUAAUUUUAGGAUUAUUAAUGCGGCAGUUAGCCCCUACAAGGGCUCUAAGAUUAAAGCAUUAGCUCAGACCUUGUAUGCCAUUGCAUAUGACGGUACAGACCCAGGCUUUGAGAAGCGUUGUAUUGUAUUUAUUAAUGAAAAGAAGAACGUUGAUAAUGUAGUGCAGAAAUUAAGAAAUGAAUAUGGGCAUGAUGUGGUUGGUUUAACUGGUGAUAUGGAAGGUAGGACUAGAUUGGAACUAAUAAGGCCAUUUAUCUCUCCACCAGAGAAAUUAACUGAACAAGAAAAACAAAUUGAUAAAGAUCUUAAUGACCAAGAGACUGUAAACAUCAGUGGUUCAAACAUAUCGAUCGGUAACAUCGAAAAUAGUAACAAGGCAUCUAACUUCAUCCCAAAACUUCGAGUGCUAGUUACUACUGAUCUUCUAGCAAGAGGUCUAAAUUUCAAAGGUGUGAGAAAUGUUAUACUAUAUGACGUGCCAAUUACAGCCAUUGAUCUGGUCCAUAGAGCAGGGAGAACUGCUAGAAUGAGGCAAUCUGGAAGAGUUUUCAUGAUAAUUGAUAAAAAGACACAAUCCUGGGCUAAAGCAGUACCAACUAUCUUAAAAAAGAACAAAGCCCUUACUUAA
This is a messenger RNA of Nakaseomyces glabratus, 1707 nucleotides long. It is a transcript of the gene MRH4, whose product is annotated as ATP-dependent RNA helicase. Gene Ontology annotation, biological process: mitochondrial large ribosomal subunit assembly. Gene Ontology annotation, cellular component: mitochondrion. The record is from RefSeq and is a predicted model, not a curated record. Lineage: Eukaryota; Fungi; Ascomycota; Saccharomycetes; Saccharomycetales; Saccharomycetaceae. Gene Ontology annotation, molecular function: nucleic acid binding; ATP binding.